UUGUUUCCUUCAUUAAGAUUCAAUUACUUCUCUAUAUUUUUUUCUGUUUUUCAGAGGAAGGAAACAAAGGUUAUGGACCUGUUUUUGAGGAGCAACCCAUUGAUACCAUCUACCCGGAAGAAUCUUCAGAUGGACAAGUUUCAAUGAACUGCAGGGCUCGAGCAAUUCCUUUUCCUACUUACAGGUGGAAACUCAACAACUGGGAUAUUGAUUUAACGAAGGAUCGCUACAGUAUGGUGGGAGGCAGACUUGUUAUCAAUAAUCCAGAGAAAUCAAGGGAUGCUGGAAAAUACGUCUGUGUAGUAUCAAAUAUCUUUGGAACUGUCAGAAGCAGUGAAGCCACUCUGCGUUUUGGAUAUCUGGAUCCUUUUCCACCUGAGGAACGCUAUGAGGUUAAAGUACGAGAAGGAGUUGGAGCAGUGCUUCUUUGUGAGCCCCCUUACCACUACCCAGAUGAUCUCAGUUACCGCUGGCUUCUCAAUGAGUUCCCAGUAUUCAUUGCUUUGGACAAACGACGAUUUGUGUCACAGACAAACGGCAACCUCUACAUUGCAAAUGUAGAAGCAUCAGAUAAGGGCAAUUAUUCGUGUUUUGUGUCCAGCCCUUCAAUAACAAAGAGUGUAUUCAGUAAAUUUAUUCCACUUAUUCCACAGUCUGAUCGUGCAAAAUUAUAUCCUGCUGAUAUCAAGGUGAAGUUCAAGGACACGUAUGCUCUCCUGGGGCAAAAUGUGACACUGGAGUGUUUUGCUCUUGGGAAUCCGGUUCCUGAACUUCGAUGGAGUAAAUACCUUGAACCCAUGCCAGCCACUGCUGAGAUAAGCAUGUCUGGGGCAGUUCUUAAGAUCUUCAAUAUUCAGUAUGAAGAUGAAGGCCUUUAUGAGUGUGAAGCUGAAAACUCUAAAGGAAAAGAUAAACAUCAAGCAAGAGUUUAUGUACAAGCCUCUCCUGAGUGGGUGGAACAUAUUAAUGACACAGAGAAGGAUAUAGGCAGUGACCUAUACUGGCCUUGUAUAGCUACAGGCAUGCCUAUUCCAACAAUUAGGUGGUUGAAGAACGGUGUCUCGUUCCGGAAAGGUGAACUAAGAAUACAAAGUCUGAGCUUUGACGAUGCCGGCAUGUACCAAUGUAUAGCAGAAAACACGCAUGGAAUUAUUUAUGCAAAUGCUGAACUGAAGAUUGUGGCUUCACCUCCAACUUUUGAACUGAACCCUAUGAAGAAGAAAAUCCUAGCCGCUAAAGGGGGCCGUGUAAUCAUUGAAUGCAAGCCGAAAGCUGCUCCUAAACCAAAAUUCUCCUGGAGCAAAGGAACAGAAUUGCUUGUGAAUGGGAGCCGCAUACGUAUCUGGGAUGAUGGGAGCCUUGAAAUUAUCAAUAUCACAAAGCUGGAUGAAGGUCGCUACACUUGUUUUGCAGAAAAUAACCGAGGAAAAGCUAAUAGCACCGGUGUUCUAGAAAUGACAGAAGCUACAAGGAUUACUUUAGCUCCGCUGAAUGUUGAUGUCACUGUUGGAGAGAAUGCUACCAUGCAAUGCAUUGCAUCCCAUGAUCCUACAUUGGACCUGACAUUUAUUUGGUCUCUAAAUGGCUUUGUAAUCGAUUUUGAAAAAGAGCAUGAACAUUAUGAAAGGAAUGUCAUGAUCAAAUCCAAUGGUGAGCUGCUCAUUAAAAACGUUCAGCUGCGGCACGCAGGGAGGUACACGUGCACUGCUCAGACGAUUGUGGACAACUCCUCGGCUUCAGCUGACCUUGUGGUAAGAGGUCCUCCAGGCCCUCCUGGAGGUAUAAGAGUCGAAGAAAUCAGAGACACUGCUGUAGCACUUACCUGGAGCCGUGGAACAGACAAUCAUAGCCCUAUUUCAAAAUACACUAUCCAGUCAAAAACCUUUCUAUCUGAAGAGUGGAAAGAUGCCAAAACAGAACCAUCAGAUAUUGAAGGAAAUAUGGAAUCUGCCACAGUGAUUGAUUUAAUUCCAUGGAUGGAAUAUGAGUUCCGGAUAAUAGCAACAAACACUCUGGGGACAGGAGAACCUAGUAUGCCGUCACAGAGAAUCAGAACUGAAGGCGCUCCUCCUAAUGUGGCUCCUUCUGAUGUUGGAGGAGGGGGUGGAAGCAAUCGAGAGCUGACAAUAACAUGGAUGCCUUUGUCAAGAGAAUACCACUAUGGCAAUAACUUUGGUUAUAUAGUGGCUUUCAAGCCGUUUGGUGAGAAAGAAUGGAGAAGAGUCACAGUUACUAAUCCUGAAAUUGGCCGGUAUGUCCACAAGGAUGAAUCAAUGCCACCUUCAACCCAGUACCAAGUAAAAGUGAAAGCUUUUAACAACAAAGGGGAUGGACCAUUCAGUCUCACUGCUGUCAUUUAUUCUGCACAAGAUGCUCCAACUGAAAUACCUACAGACGUGAGUGUAAAAGUUUUGUCAUCUUCUGAAAUGUCUGUUUCUUGGCACCACGUUUCUGAUAGAUCUGUGGAAGGAUAUCAGAUUCGUUACUGGGCUGCUCAUGAUAAAGAAGCAGCUGCACAGCGGGUACAAGUGAGCAAUCAAGAAUAUUCAACUAAACUGGAAAACCUGAAGCCUAACACACGCUACCAUGUAGAUGUUUCUGCCUUCAAUAGUGCAGGCUAUGGUCCUCCCAGUAGAACCAUCGAUGUUGUUACCAGGAAAGCACCUCCAAGCCAACGUCCAAGAAUUAUCAGUUCUGUAAGAUAUGGUUCAAGGUACAUCAUCACCUGGGAUCAUGUGAAGGCGAUGUCUAAUGAGUCUGCAGUUGAAGGCUACAAGGUAUGA
Eurypyga helias (sunbittern) is the source of this 2783-nucleotide messenger RNA. It is a transcript of the gene CNTN1, whose product is annotated as contactin 1. The annotation marks the transcript as partial. The transcript has 20 exons. Gene Ontology annotation, molecular function: cell-cell adhesion mediator activity. Gene Ontology annotation, biological process: cell-cell adhesion; brain development. The record is from RefSeq and is a predicted model, not a curated record. Lineage: Eukaryota; Metazoa; Chordata; Aves; Eurypygiformes; Eurypygidae.